AUGGACGGGAGACGCCGGGCCGGGCGCCGGGUGGCUCUGGCUCUCUUCUGCGCCUGGUGCGCGGCCGCCAGCCUGGCCGGCGCGGAGAAGCAGUUCGUCAAUGAAUGGGCGGCGGAGAUCCCGGGCGGUCCGGCGGCAGCCCAGGCCAUAGCCGAGGAGCUGGAGUACGAGCUGCUGGGCCAGAUUGGAUCACUCGAAAAUCAUUACCUAUUCAGACAUAGAAGCCAUCCAAGAAGGUCUCGAAGAAGUGCCAUUCAUAUCACUAAGAGACUCUCCGAUGAUCAUCGUGUGUCAUGGGCAGAGCAACAGUAUGAAAAAAAGCGAACUAAGCGUUCAGCCUUGAGAGACUCAGCAGAAAACCUUUUCAACGAUCCUAUGUGGAAUCAGCAGUGGUACCUGCAAGAUACAAGGGUGACUCCAUCUCUGCCAAAACUGGAUCUCCAUGUUAUUCCUGUAUGGCAAAAAGGGAUUACAGGCAAAGGUGUUGUUAUAACAGUGCUCGAUGAUGGCUUGGAGUGGAAUCACACUGACAUAUAUACUAACUAUGAUCCAGAGGCAAGUUAUGAUUUCAAUGACAAUGAUCACGAUCCCUUUCCCAGAUAUGAUCCAACAAAUGAAAACAAACAUGGAACACGAUGUGCAGGAGAAAUUGCCAUGCAGGCCAAUAACAAGAAAUGUGGUGUUGGCGUGGCAUACAAUUCCAGAGUUGGAGGUAUAAGAAUGCUGGAUGGAAUAGUCACUGAUGCCAUUGAAGCCAGUUCAAUUGGUUUCAAUCCAGAACAUGUGGAUAUUUACAGUGCAAGCUGGGGCCCUAAUGAUGAUGGUAAAACUGUAGAGGGACCUGGCAGGCUAGCACAGAAGGCUUUUGAAUAUGGGAUCAAACAGGGCCGAAAUGGAAAAGGUUCCAUUUUUGUAUGGGCUUCUGGGAAUGGUGGUCGUCAGGGUGAUAACUGUGACUGUGAUGGUUACACAGAUAGUAUCUACACUAUAUCCAUAAGCAGUGCUUCUCAACAAGGUCUUUCUCCCUGGUAUGCAGAGAAGUGUUCCUCGACACUGGCCACAGCAUACAGCAGUGGGGAUUAUACUGACCAGAGAAUUACAAGUGCUGAUCUUCACAACGAAUGUACUGAGACUCACACUGGGACCUCUGCAUCUGCUCCAUUGGCAGCAGGGAUUUUUGCUCUAGCUCUUGAAGCAAACCCUAAUCUAACCUGGAGGGAUAUGCAGCAUUUGGUAGUCUGGACUUCAGAAUAUGAUCCACUGGCCAACAAUCCUGGAUGGAAGAAGAAUGGAGCAGGGUUGAUGGUGAAUAGCAGAUUUGGAUUUGGAUUACUUAAUGCCAAGGCAUUGGUGGAUUUAGCUGAUCCUAAAAUCUGGAAAGGAGUACCUGAAAAGAAAGAGUGUAUAGUCAAGGACAACAGCUUUGAACCUAGGUUAUUAAGAGCAAAUGGAGAAGUAACUAUUGAAAUUCCCACAAAAGCUUGUGAAGGGCAAGAAAAUUCUGUUACAUCUCUGGAGCAUGUGCAGUUUGAAGCAACAAUUGAAUAUUCCCGCAGAGGUGAUCUUCACGUCACCCUCACUUCCCCAUCAGGCACCAACACUGUCUUACUGGCUGAAAGAGAGAGAGAUAAGUCUCCCAAUGGCUUUAAAAACUGGGACUUCAUGUCUGUUCACACAUGGGGAGAGAAUCCAAAAGGCACUUGGACUUUGAGAAUUACUGAUGUGUCUAGGAGAAUGCAGAAUGAAGGAAGAAUUGUGAACUGGAAAUUAAUUUUGCAUGGCACUUCUACCCAACCUGAACACAUGAAGCAGCCUCGUGUAUACACAUCCUACAAUGCUGUGCAAAAUGACAGAAGAGGAGUGGAGAAGAUGGCAGACUUUGUAGAGGAUCAUACCACGCAAGAGAACCUGAGUGCAAAACCCAUGGUCACUGAAGGUACCAGCAGUAGCACUGAUAAAAUGAGAGACAAAAUCCCAUCAGAGGCAAUGCUUCGUCUAUUGCAAAGUGCUUUUAGCCGGCACAUGGCCCAGAAUCGAGCACCAAAGAAGACUCCAAAUGAAAAGUUAAAUAUUCCAUAUAAACACUUCUAUCAAGCCCUUGAAAAAUUAAACAAACCCUCCCAGUUAAAAGACUCUGAGGACACUCUGUACAGUGACUAUGUUGACCUUUUUUACAAUGCCAAACCAUACAAACAUAGAGAUGAUAGACUGCUGCAAGCCUUGGUUGAUAUUCUGAAUGAAGACAACUAA
This is a messenger RNA of Emys orbicularis (European pond turtle), 2250 nucleotides long. RefSeq names its product proprotein convertase subtilisin/kexin type 1 (gene PCSK1). Gene Ontology annotation, cellular component: membrane; neuron projection. The record is from RefSeq and is a predicted model, not a curated record. Gene Ontology annotation, molecular function: serine-type endopeptidase activity. Bases 1 to 2250 code for a protein of 749 amino acids. The transcript is spliced from 14 exons. NCBI's taxonomy places the organism in Eukaryota, Metazoa, Chordata, Testudines, Emydidae. Gene Ontology annotation, biological process: peptide hormone processing.